Molecule: messenger RNA, 2152 nt
Organism: Etheostoma spectabile (orangethroat darter)
Lineage: Eukaryota; Metazoa; Chordata; Actinopteri; Perciformes; Percidae
Product: probable D-lactate dehydrogenase, mitochondrial
Exons: 10
Coding region: 83-1441 (452 amino acids)
Biological process (GO): lactate catabolic process
Cellular component (GO): mitochondrion
Molecular function (GO): FAD binding; D-lactate dehydrogenase (cytochrome) activity; D-lactate dehydrogenase (NAD+) activity
Source: RefSeq, a predicted model, not a curated record
AUAAAGUACUAGCCACAGACGGUAAAAGAAAGGUACUAGCUUAGUUCCUGACCUUGUUCCGUGCCAGGUAGACCGGUAAAACAUGUUGCUUGGCUUGACACCGAGUCGGCGGUUGCUGUCUCACCGACGUUACCUCCUGCAGUGUCGCAGCAUUACAUCAGAAAGCACCGCCAGAGCUUCAUUGGACAGCGUGCUCUCGACAUUCAGGUCUAUAUGUGGAGAAGACGGCGUCUCAUUGGGUGAAGCUGUCAGACAGCAACAUGGCAAAGAUGAGUCUGUACACAGAUGUUGUCCCCCAGAUGUGGUGGUGUUUCCUCGUUGUGUGGAGGAGGUCAGCGCCCUGGCCAAGGUCUGCAACAACCACCGCCUUCCCAUCAUCCCCUUUGGCACUGGAACCGGCCUGGAGGGAGGGGUCAGCGCAGUCUCGGGUGGUGUGUGCUUCAGUCUGAGGAACAUGGACCAGGUUCUGGACGUCCACCAGGAGGACUUUGACGUGACAGUGGAGCCUGGUGUGACUCGGAAGGCCCUCAACGCCUACCUGCGAGACACCGGCCUAUGGUUUCCUGUUGAUCCCGGGGCCGAUGCGUCUCUGUGUGGCAUGGCUGCCACGAGUGCGUCUGGUACCAAUGCAGUGCGAUAUGGAACUAUGAGGGAAAACGUGCUGAACCUGGAGGUCGUGCUGGCUGACGGGAACAUCAUACACACGGCCGGGAAGGGCCGACGUCCCAGGAAGACAUCUGCAGGAUACAACCUCACCAACCUGUUUGUGGGGUCAGAGGGCACUCUGGGGAUCAUCACCAAGACUACGUUACGCCUGUACGGCAUCCCAGAGGCCGUGGUGUCAGCCGUCUGCUCUUUCCCCUCUGUGCAGGCUGCCGUAGACAGCACCGUGCAGAUCCUACAAGCAGGAGUACCCAUCGCUCGCAUCGAGGACAUCACUCAGAGUAAUGGUGGUUCCGAUUUUCAGUGGGCUCGAGAUGCAGAAACUCGGGGCCGGUUAUGGAAAGCUCGCCAUGACGCCUGGUACGCUGCUCUGGCUCUCAGACCUGGCUGCAAGGCUUAUUCUACAGAUGUGUGCGUCCCUCUGUCUCGACUGCCUCAGAUCAUAGUGGAGACAAAGGAGGACCUGAUUGAGAACAGACUCACAGGUCCCAUAGCGGGUCAUGUGGGUGAUGGUAACUUUCACUGUCUGAUGGUGGUGGACCCCAGUGACCCAGAGGAGCAGCGCGAGGUCCACCUCUUCACAGAGAGACUGGCCAGGCGAGCACUGGCCAUGGACGGAACAUGUACGGGGGAGCACGGAGUGGGCUUAGGGAAGAGAGCGCUGCUGUGUGAAGAGAUGGGACCCAUGGCGGUCCAGGUCAUGCAGCGUCUCAAGGACACGCUGGACCCAAAGAACCUGAUGAAUCCUGGGAAGGUUCUGCAGCCGAGAGAGCUGUAGCCUGAAGUCACUGAACACAGAGACCGUCAUCGGCGUGAUCGGAGGCUGAUGAAUGAGUCGGCACUUUUAGAGCAUAUUGCACUUGAAGUAUUUCCUGUUAAAACGGGACUUCUGGAUGAGACAUAACAGGAAGGGAUUGCUCAAGUAAAAAAACAGUAGGAAAUCAGUUUAGGCUGUGUUAAAAUAAUCCAAUUGAAAGCAAUCAUUGUUGUGAAUAUAUAUAUAAGUAAAAAGUACUUACUGGUUCGUAAUUAAAUAUAAAUUAUUUGAGUGUUGCUUCUUGCUUGUUUAAUGUGCAGCAUAAGUCCCAUGAGAAUCUUUUAUAUUAGAGCAAAAUCAGUAGUGUAAACUGAAAUUUCUUAAUCUCUAAUCAGAAAUGUAAUUAAAUCAGGACCUUCAGGAAAUCCUUGACCCAUUCCCAGCCCCAGUAUCAAUAGGAAGACUUAUUUCAUGUGGGACAUGUGGGAUUGUACGUAAAUAGACUUUUCUCUAGCGGUGGGGGAAAUAUUGUACAGCAUAGUAUCGCAAUUUUUUUCCAUCUAUUAGAUAAAUUGCACAUGAGAAUUUAACUUUUUGUUUUAGAAAUAGAAAAUCAAUCACUUUAUUUGUCCACCAGUUGGACACCUUGAAGUGAAAUGAACAAUGGAGAAUUGUAUCUUUUUUGAUAAAACAGAUGUUGACGUUUUCCUUUAGGGACAUAUUUGGAAGUUG